Molecule: messenger RNA, 878 nt
Organism: Oryza sativa Japonica Group (Japanese rice)
Lineage: Eukaryota; Viridiplantae; Streptophyta; Magnoliopsida; Poales; Poaceae
Source: RefSeq, a predicted model, not a curated record
ACGUCUCGUCCCGACGACGUGCGGCCGGGAAGCGAGCGAGCGAGCGGAGACCCCCUCUCGGCUCGCCCAUGGAGUUCGGCAGCGGCGGACGCGACGCCCGCGCGCGGCGGCAGCUGCAGGCGGCCGGGCGCGCCGCGGCGUACCUCGGCGGCGGCUUCCUCCUCCUCUCCGCCGCGUCCUCCGCCGCCGUCCGCUCCCUCCGCUCCCUCUCCGACGCCAACCAGAGGAAAUUCGCGGCGCCGUGUGGCGCCUGCGAGGGGAAGGGGACCUACGCGUGCAGGCUCUGCAGGGGCAGCUCGACGAUCGAGUGGUCUCCGCUCCACGACCCGGUGUUCGUCAACCCGUGCCUCUGCCCUACCUGUGACGGGACUAGGGUGCAGCGCUGCUUGAACUGCCUUGGAAAAGGCUACGCUUGAAGGGGCAAUGCGUCCUUGCGUUUGGCUUAUCGUUGGCCACUGGGAUUUCCGCACGGUCAGUCUCUGUUCUUGCUAAAGUUUGGUGAGGACGUUUCAAGUGUUUACAGAUGUGGCUUGGUCUUGUGCUGAUGAAAUGCAAAUGAUAGGUGAUUGAAUUGGAUGGUUUGUGUCGAGGAAUUAGGCCUUUUUAGGGGAAGUUGAGAAAUUAGGCUUGUAAGGAGGAAUUUCUGGCCAAAAACUAAAACCAAAGACCAACGUGUAUAAUAAAAUGUGACUUUGAUUUUCCCUACCAUUUUUGUUUGUAUAGAAGAAAUAUAAUUAUGCUUUCUGAAUGUAUGCAGAAUAUUCAGAUGAUAGACAUAAGAUGCUUGAGAUUCUCUUUUGAUCCAUUGGGUUUUCUUGUAAAUAUGUAAUGAGGUUUUGCUACAAGAAUGGCUAAGUAUUAGUUGUUUUUGCUUUUCA